CUGCCGCAUCCCAUCGCGCGCGAGUCGUCGUUCCUUUUGCCGCGCCUACUCGCUAGGGACACGGCGAUGCUGUUCUAGGCUCGCACAGCAAUAUGCCCAGUCGCAGAGAUGCUCAAGAUGUCCCGUCAUCGAGGCGACCACCGCCGACCUCGUCGUCUCAGCAGCCAUCAAGAGCGCUCCCUUACGCACUAGGCGGGUCCUUUGCCAACUCCUCCUCGUCGCUUGUGCACCUCCGCCAGCAUGCUUCGUCGCAGGAUCUUCUCGGCCUCGCCUCGAUGUCAGGAUCGUCUGCGCUGCUUCCGACAGUCAUUGUCGGAAAUGAGGCGCAGUCAGGGCAGCCACAGACAGAGGGACCCUUGACGGCCGCCGAACUCCACCACGGCCGAAUGACACUGACAGCACCGGACAAUAUGCGGAGAAAGAAGCAGGAGGAAAAGGAAAAGAGGGAAAAGGCCAGGCGCAAGAAGGCGGAGAGGGCGGUGCAAGCGGCCAAUGCCCUCUCGUCAAACAGCGGCGCUAACCUGGCGGGACCUAGUCACACGACCAUUGCCGCCACGUCGACUCACCAAAGCGUGCCCACCACUGCGACAAAGAGGGCCAAGAAACGCACAAGGCCUGCCUUGGCAGUGACAGCCCCAGACAGAGGCCCGUCGAGACCCCGGAGCGCCCAGCAGCUCGCUACUCCUUCAACCUCUACAAGCAACGAGCAGCUCUCGAGGAGCUCGGCGCCUCGCAAUGCGAGCCCGACGAGAAGAGAAGCCGGUGCAAGAAGAAGAGAGCGGCAGGAUCAACCUUCCCAGCGAGCUGAGCACCCUGUCAGACCACGGAGCGCAGGCCCCACCAUGGCGUCGCCGAGCGUAGCCGCGCAAGAACCAGCCUCUCCAGCUGGCGCCAGCCUCGCCUCUCUCGCAGCACGAAGACGACACGACAUCUAUGCUGAGCUCUCGUCUCUCGGCCUACCGGGGGCUGAAGAGUCUGACCCAGAGCCAGACUAUGAGCCACCUCCGUUCCCAGCCAAUGCCACCAGACCUCGCUCCCCGCCGCGACAGCCGAGAGAGGGCGAGGAAUGGACAGAGGAGGACAGGAGGAGGCAAGAGGAGGCGGUCAUGUACCAGGUGCCAGAUAGCCCUCCGCCGGCAUUUCGAAGCGAGGACGAGGACGAGAAUGAAACGAACGCGAGGACGCAGAGAGCGAGAACCAAUGCGGAGCCUGAAGAAAGAGCUACAAGGGUUUACAGCGACGCAGAUCGGGCAACAGACUCGUCGGCCGACGAAGCGGAGAUGAAUUCGAUCCGUCAAGCCUGGGAAGACGAUCUAGCGGCUGGCUUUACAUUGGAGGAGAGAUUGGAGCGGGACAGGCAGCGGAGGGAGCAGCAACAGCAGCAACAACAGCAAACCACCGUGCCUCAAUUGGGACGCCUCGUUAUGGAGGCAAGGGCGAGACGGAGACUUGAUGCUGGACAGACUACAGCGUUAGAGGAGAGUGGCGAAAGUGCGGCCCCGGUUGUGCAAGGCCCAUCGGCAGCUUCUCAAUCAGCUUCACCAUCGAACGCUCAUCGGAGAGUAGCUUCUACUGGCGAGGUACCAGCAUCAUCUACCGCGGCCCCACGGUGCGCCAGUGAUGAAAUAGAGCCGAGGAAGAGGAGUCGAACAGCUGCUAUCGGGACUGGAACUGGUCUUUUGCAUGGUACCGCAUCGACUGAAACUCACGGACUCCAAGCUACAAAGAUACGAGGCAGACCGUCAAGCGAGUCUCACUCUCGCUUCAGAGACGACGCUUCUGCAGCUGCUGCUCGACGGAGAGACCUCUGGGGACCCAUUGUGGGCGCUUCAUCUACCUCGGCGGCUGUCGCUGUUCCACCCACCAAUGCAGAAGCAUCUUCCAAUGUCCUUGCGCCUCGACUCAACGAGACGGCCGUUACAGACAGCGAGGUGCCGCUGCGGAGGCAGAUGUUGGCCCGCCUUGGCUCGUCAAGCAGUAGUAGUGGCGUGCCAGCCACGUCUCAGGAGGAAUCUGCCUCUUCAGACGAGGCCUGGGAAAAAGAGGAAGCCAUGUUGCAGGCAAUGCGACAGCAGCGCGCGGCACCGAGACCAUCUCGGAGCAGUCAGUCAUCUUCAGAUGAUCGGAGGCCCUCUGUGCCUGGAGGGUGGGUCGGGGAUGCAGCAGCUCGGCAGCAACGGCCGCCGCUAGCAGGUCAAUCGAGAGCUUCUCUCGAGGACCUGGGCAAGGUGGGAAGAAGCGUACCAAAGGCACCUCCGCCUCUCGUCUUGGGCCGAUCCAGAGGAGGUGGAGCAGCGUACAGCAGCAGCAGCGAGGAGAGCGAGAGCGCUGAAGAAGGCCGUUAUCGCCAAGACGACGACAGUGACGACUCGCUCUCCCCCUCGGAACCUGAUCAGGCCCUGUCUGAGCCAGCAUCAAUUGCGAGCAGCGCCAAGGAAAGCACGUCGCAGCUCUCGUUGGCCUCUGCGUCGUCCCGCUCGGUCCAUCGACUGGAAAAGGGCAAGCAGCCAAUCAGGCCGUCUUCGGCUCCUUUCACGACGGAAGAAGCCAGGGCUGGGCAGUUUGAGGAGGACAGUGGGAGUAGCGGAGACGUUUCUUCGGAAAGUGACCAAGAAGGGGAACCUACCCCGUCGAGCGAUCGACCACCAGUCGGCCACCGACUCAAAGGCCUUUUCGCUACACCACUUCAUGGCCAAGAAGCUGCCUUGGAACCCCCCUCGACAAGGAAGAGCUCUUUCGAUAGGCUUUUGGACACGAGGCUCGCCGGUACACCACGGUCUCCGGCGGAGUCCUACCGGUCUGUGUCCAGGCAGACUGGAAAUGCGACAGGAGAAGAUGGGCAGAGAGAGCAGCAGCAGCAGCGUGAAGAGACGGUGCUGGCAAGAAAUGAAACGAUGCGUAAGCUCUCUGGUACAUCUACCUCUCGAACAAUGGACGAGCAGCAGGCUCGUUCAGAAGCUCUCGCAUCCAUUGCCCAGAUACAGGCUGCUUCGGCCGGCGCAUACGGCAUUGAUUCUCUAUCGGCCCUUGAGCGCAUGCUUUCUUCACGACAGCCAGUCCAAGAGGGCGAAACGACAGGUACUCCACGGCUUGGUCGGUCAGGCGCCAUCAAUCGACGCUCGACCGCGUUUGUCAACCCUCGAUCGAGUGUCGCCCCUAGACCGCUCGGUCGUCUACCCACUAUCACCGCCGCCACUCGUCACUUCCCGCCCUCGAGGCAGCAGAUCGAAGAGACGUCUUCUGCUGCUUCUUUCAAUCACCUUUCUUCUCCUCCACCACCGGGGAAUGGUACUCCUAGCUGGAUGGCCUACAUCCCUGCGGAGGAACGGAGAGCUCUUCCCGAGCCACUCGAGCCCUCGAAGAAGCACACGAGCGGCAACAGCAAUCCGUUGCCAGAGCCUCCCCUGCCCUGGAGAAGACCAGGCAGCCGAGUGAGCGCCAUGGUGGAGCGAUUCGAGGUAAACGGACCUGACGCCAGGCCGCCGAGCCCGACAAAGGAACCAGAGCACCAAUCUCUUCAGCAAGGGUCUUCGUCCAGACCUGAGAGUGGGGCAGAUCGCCAAGAGACACUGAGAAGACGUCCACCGCCGCCACCGCCGCCUCAUGCUCAACCUUCUGCAUCGCAAAUGGCAUCGUCGCAGCGACCAUUUCUCUACAACGGCUCGCAGAGGCCAAAUUCCCGCAAUUCAACGUUAAUGAGGGCCGAACCGGCAGGAGACUCCUUCAGAGCCGCUAGCGCAUCGAGUAUUAGCUCGAUGCCUUUCAGUGGGGGUAGCACGCCCUCGGCGCAAGGGCAGGAUGUGCCUUCGAACGUGGCGCCGAGCACCUCGGACCACAGCGCGGUCGGCCGUGCGACAUCUUCGUCUUCGUCGUCGAUGAUGAGACCGCCUCCGCCGCCAGCACCGCCAAGGACUGGACCUGGGGCUAGAUUGGUGAUGCCCUCACUCCCGCCGCGGCCUCAGCUGCUGGAUGGAGACGAUCAACAGCCUCAGCAAAGAAGUCAGACGCCAAUCGAUGAACUUCGGAGAGCAUCUGGCUCUGGCACAGGAAGGAGCAGCCCAAUGACGCCCGUUAGCAGAGGAGACGGUGCAAUUGCGACUCGCGAGCCAGAACAGGUUCGGCAAACACGAAUCGGAGCAUCGAGGCCGCUUCCAACACCUCCGCCUACGCUUAUGAACAGCCUCGUGCGGCCCGCCGCUGCGGAGGAGCCGCAGCCGCCCGCUCGUUCUCCUUUGGCUUCUCCUUCCAUCGUCAGCGAGCGCCCAGCGGAGCCAUCGCCGACAACAGCGGCAUCGACUACCCAGGCGAGCGUGGCAGCCGAGACGAUGGCGGGUGCCGCUUCGAGCCUCGCCCGCGCGCCCUCGCUGGGGCUGACGGACCUCGACGUCUUUGCAUCCCGUCUUGCCGACCUGCAGGAUCGUCGGCAAAGAGCCGUCGCAGCCUCUGGCUCGUCUGAUGAUCGUUCAUUGGCCGAUGGCGAUGCCGAGCCCGAUGGUGAGGCCGAGGGAGGCUCGACGAGGCGAGACACGUACGACGACUUGCACCUCCUUGCCGAGUUUCUGGGACCCGCCAAGAAUCCCGGCCUGACGCCCGAACAGCUCUCGCAGAUUCCCGUGGCGCCCGUCGAGUGCGUGCGCCGGCGCGAGGUCAAGGACAAAAAGACGGGCGCGGUCCUCAAGACGAAGCUCCGCCUCGAGGUCGCCGGCGUAAAGGUCGAGAGGUGUGGUGUGUGCCUGAUCCAGUUCCGCGAGGGCCAGCUGGCGGCCAUCCUGGAAUGUCUCCACGUCUUUCACGAGGAUUGCGCAGGCAAGUGGCUGCGCGGUAGCCGCGUCUGUCCAUCUUGCCGGGCUCCAGUUGCAGAGGAGGGAGCCGACACAUAGUGGGACCAAAUCAAAAGAAAAAGAAAGACAGAAUUCACACAAUGUAAUGCCUUUGCCUCAUCCACAAUUCUCAUUUAGUUCGAUAGG
Messenger RNA from Acaromyces ingoldii, 4967 nucleotides. RefSeq lists its product as hypothetical. The transcript has 2 exons. Gene Ontology annotation, molecular function: ubiquitin protein ligase activity. The record is from RefSeq and is a predicted model, not a curated record. Lineage: Eukaryota; Fungi; Basidiomycota; Exobasidiomycetes; Exobasidiales; Cryptobasidiaceae. The coding region runs from base 93 to 4880 and encodes 1595 amino acids.